AUGUACCCACCGGAAGACUUUUUCCUGCUGAUGGUCGAGCCGCAGGGGCCGUUGGAUUUGGACAAAGAUCUUCCCCCAGCCCAGGAAGCGCCGCCGAAGCGAUGCCCUUCCCCGGCGCCGUCCACCUCGACGGCGUCGACCACCUCCACCUCCCCAACAACCCCAAAUCCGACACCCCAAAAAUAUCCACUGCCACUUCCGGCCCCGCCGAUACACCAGCAAAUAUUCCCGAUGCCGCCGUUGCUGACCAACAACCCAAACGGCCCGUUCUUCUCGCAAAUGUUGGCCCAACUGCCGCCCCACUCUUCCGCCGCCUCAACCGCCCUCCCCAAGCUGUUCGCUCCGCCAAUCCCAAUGCCACCACUCCCCUAUCAGAUGCCAUUUAAUCCUCUUAUGCCCUUCUCCAUCGCCUCGAUCUCCAGCGCUAACGCGCCGAGGCCUAUCCAGUUUCCGGCAACGGUGGAAUUGCCCGUGAAAGCGAACACCUCCAAGCCAACACCUCCACCUCCUCCUCCUCCACCCCCUCCGCCGGCGCCGAAAAUUGACGCACGCGAGAAGCGGAAACGGAAAAUUGCCAAAAUGAGGAAAGAAUCACCAGUCUGGGACUACAUCGUCCAACGCCGCCCCUUUUUCCUGCUGGUCAGAAAAGUCGACGGUGUCGCAGCCAUUUUCCGCGAAAUUGAGCGGUUGUUUCCGCUGGGUUGUGGCAUGGCAAGAGUCGAGCUUAUCGAGCUCGUCGACAAAUCAACGCCCUCAUCCCAGGAGAAUUUCGAAGCGCCUCCCGUGCUUGAAGCCGAAUGCCUUGAGCUCAAAUUUCCGGAGGACUGCCAGCCCGCUGCCAAAAAACGCCGUUUAAAAACCGUGCAAAGU
This is a messenger RNA of Mesorhabditis spiculigera, 870 nucleotides long. The record is from the annotation of a GenBank genome assembly. NCBI's taxonomy places the organism in Eukaryota, Metazoa, Nematoda, Chromadorea, Rhabditida, Rhabditidae.